Nothobranchius furzeri (turquoise killifish) is the source of this 2445-nucleotide messenger RNA. RefSeq names its product solute carrier family 35 member A3a (gene slc35a3a). Gene Ontology annotation, biological process: pyrimidine nucleotide-sugar transmembrane transport. Gene Ontology annotation, cellular component: Golgi membrane. The record is from RefSeq and is a predicted model, not a curated record. NCBI's taxonomy places the organism in Eukaryota, Metazoa, Chordata, Actinopteri, Cyprinodontiformes, Nothobranchiidae. Gene Ontology annotation, molecular function: UDP-galactose transmembrane transporter activity.
ACUUAUUCAACAGAAGAAGAAAAUUAACGAACACGGAAGUCCUACAGAAAUUUACCUUUGCUGCAACUAUGAUAUACUAACCAGGUGGAUCGUUUUUAUGUGUUUACUUUUGUCUUUCGUCGGAAAGUUAAAAUUUAAUGAAUGGAAGCGUCUCGACUGUUGCUGCGGGAAGCCGGAAGUGAUAAUGUGGUCUAAACAGCGGACGGACGGAGUUUGAGGGUUGCUGUUUUGACAGCUGAGAGGAGUCCUCGUCUGUCUCUCUUUGUCCGGUCUCUGUGAAGCGACCAGAAGAACAACUUACACCGAGGAAUUUCCCUAAAGCAGAGACGUCCCUGUGAAGUUUUUUCGGAGCGAUCUUGAUCCAAGAAAAUCGAGCCAUGGCCUCAUCCCGGUUGAAGUACCUGUCCCUGGGCGUGCUGGUGUUCCAGACCACCUCCCUGGUGCUCACCAUGCGGUACUCCCGAACCCUGCAGGCCGAUGGCCCGCGCUACCUGGCGUCUUCAGCCGUGGUGGUGGCCGAAGUCAUGAAGAUCAUCGCCUGUGUUCUGCUCGUCUUCAAGGAGCACAACUACAGUAUGCGAGCUCUGAACAGCGUCCUGCGACAGGAAAUCCUCCACAAACCCAUAGACACGCUGAAGCUGGCCAUCCCCUCGGGGAUCUACACGCUGCAGAACAACCUGCUGUACGUCGCUCUCUCCAACCUGGAUGCAGCCACCUACCAGGUGACCUACCAGUUGAAGAUCCUGACCACGGCUCUGUUCUCGGUUUCCAUGCUGGGCCGCAGACUGGGCGUUUACCAGUGGCUCUCCUUGUUGAUCCUAAUGGCCGGAGUGACCCUUGUUCAGUGGCCCUCUGAGUCUGCUGCCACCUCUGAGAAGGAGGCCCACUCUUCAGGCUCCCAGUUUGUCGGGGUCGCCGCGGUUCUGGUCGCCUGCUGCUCCAGCGGGUUUGCAGGAGUUUACUUUGAGAAGAUCCUGAAGGAGAGCAAACAGAGCGUCUGGGUCCGGAACAUCCAGCUUGGGCUGUUCGGUCUGGUGUUCGGCCUCUUCGGGAUGCUGGCCUACAACGGAGAGCGAGUGAGGGAGUCGGGGAUGUUUCAAGGGUACAACGGCGUAACCUGGACCGUCGUCGCCCUGCAGGCGCUGGGUGGUCUGGUCAUAGCAGCGGUCAUCAAGUAUGCAGACAACAUCCUGAAGGGCUUCGCUACGUCGCUGUCCAUCAUCCUGUCCACUCUUAUUUCCUACUUCUGGCUGCAGGACUUUGAUCCUACGAGCGUGUUUUUCCUCGGUGCCAUAUUGGUCAUCGUGGCCACUUUCCUGUACGGCUACGAAGGCAAGCAGCCGCCCAACCCCAGCAGGGCAUAGCCUAAAACUGCAGCAGCAGCGGGGGGUCACGCCAAAGCCUUAAGAUGCAAAGGAAGAAGGGCAGGGAGACUGUAAGGAAGGCGAAAUGCCUCCAUCACUUAAUGGGAUGAGAUGAAAGAGGAGCAGAGGGGAAGCACAACACGGCGGUGGAUCCCACACCGAAGUGCCUGGGUUGAGACGGAGAAGCAGUUUGAAAAGAAAACACGUUCGCGUUUGAUAUCCUCUCGUUAUUGUUGCCGAGGUAAUUCUGUCUGCCACGCCUGAAGAGCAGGAGCGGUUCUGUUCACAAGAACCAGUUUGACUGCCACACCAGUUGCACUUUGACUCCACGGUGGUUAUUGCUCCUGUUUUUGACCUCUGGUGGCACAUUUUAGGGUUUAGGCUCGUCUCUUGUUAUUUAUUCCAAAGUUGACCGCUAAUUUGAACUCCACAAGCUUUGACAACUUAAAAUAGGAAGUGUGUCUCUGCCUGGGAGACAAAAUCCGGAGCAAACCUUAACCCUUUGGUGGUUUCUGACCAGAGCUUGUGCUGUUUUCUAAAUCUGGGAUUUAUGGUGGGACAAAACAUUGUUCCACUCCAGUCAGAACAACAAACUCCGAUAUCUGACUGCAAUUUGGGAAGAAAUGUUUAUCUGCUUUGGUGAAACUGAUGAAGAAACAACCAGUUUUGUUUUUAUUUUUAUUAUUUAUUUAAAGGAAAUCUAUACCUAAAUAUAGCCACCAUUUAAAAUCCAGAUGAAUAUCUGACCUUCCUACUGUAGUAAUUAGGCUGACGGCGACAUCCUGUUUUUUCUGUUGACUUUGUGGCAAAACAAUCAGACCUGCAGGUGGUGAGCUUGUGUAUGUACGUUUUUAUGUUGAAAUUGUUUAGAAAUCUACUUUUGGUAUAAAGCGGGUACAAUUUUUGCUUUUAUUUUGAAGUUUAACUUGUGAAUCUUUUCUAAGAGAAACUAUGUUUAACUUAGAAGGAAUGAAUGUGUGGCUACUCUGUUGUUUUCUGUCAUAAAUGACACGCAUUAACUUUAAUUUUCAGAAUGGAAUGUAUUAUUGUAGGAACAAACAUUAAAAGACGUUUAGUUGGA